This is a messenger RNA of Linum trigynum, 2185 nucleotides long. Lineage: Eukaryota; Viridiplantae; Streptophyta; Magnoliopsida; Malpighiales; Linaceae. The record is from the annotation of a GenBank genome assembly.
CCAAAUGAGCCACUUUGAAACCAUUACUUACACCCAACGAAACCAAAAGGAUCCCUCCCUGCCACCAAACCAAAAUGCAGAACAGCUGUCGUCGUCCAAGUCCAAAACAAACAAAACCACCAUCUCGUCCUCCAUGGAUGUAGCCACAUCAAAGAAACCUUGCAUAAGAGUGGAAGACGUUGCAUCCCCCUCAAGCUGAAACCCUACAACCAACUCUUCCUUCUCAUCCAUUCUACAAAGGCUCUUGAUUGACAAUUCGAGAGGUAUAUCUGAAAACAAGACAAACGCAUCACAACACAUGACAAAUAGGGGUAAACGCAACCCACAAUUCUGAAGCACAAGCAAAAGAACUGAACAAUCACCAACACAACAUAUCCAACACAGAAACAUCAACCUACUGCAAGCAGUGAAAGAAGAACACAAUAAACAACAGAAUGAAAUGAACAAACAAUAGCUACAAAAACUACUACAAUAAAGAGACGCACAAACAAGAAAAAAGAAUGGUUAAGUCUAUAACCUAGACCUUUGAAAAGAUUGGAACGCCAGAGCCGAACCAAAGCCCCAACAAGUCCAUGAAGGAAAAGUGAGAAUGAACACUGAACACGAAAAGGAAAGGAAAACACGAAACCCAGAAAUAUAGAAUGAAAAAAUUGAACAAACAACAAGCACGAACAAGAUCUAUAUGCGUGAGGGAUACACACGACUUCCUUAGAUGAUUGGAACGGGGUGAUGGUGGCGACUGAAUAUGCAUGAUCUCCAAACCGAUUGAGACGAGAACCAUUCCAACACCAAUCACGUGCAACAAAACCGAAAUUAGUCAACCAUACAUGCGUGGGUGAUGCCCAUAGGCCAUAGCUACUAAAUUACCCACAAAGCAGGUCUGGAUCAAGUGGCAAUGGAGAAUUGCCCCAUCGUCGGCAACUGCGCACCGGGAAGCACCUCCACCCACCGAAGCCGAAGUUAUGGGCCGACCUUGUCCCCUGGUUGUUCAGUCUCACCUUUCUUAUUUUGGGCCGAGCCCACCAUUUCAUAUCUCCCCGCCCAGCUCCUCCCUCUCGGCCCAAUUAAUAAUGACCAUAUCUUACAUCCGAUAUCACUCACACUCAGUAAAGGGCAGAGAGAGGGAGACAGAGAGCUAGCUGCUCAACUCAAGUGAUCCCUUUCUCCAGUCCCCAGCAAAGAAGAGCACAGAAUAAAUCCUUCGCAUUUCACUCCAAGUCAAGUCAUUCCCACACCUCUCUUUCUUUUCCCUCCUUAAAUAUGGCUGAAACUUAUUCCAGCUGCAACGCCAUCAAUCAAAGGGCAGCCAUUCCCCCCCAAAUCCCAAUUUCCCACACUAACAUAAUCAACCAAUCAUGGUGCCAGCAGCAGGUGGGCCGCCGACCAGCCAAAAGCCUCUGGAUCGCCACGUCAGGGACAUGGUCAACACCAUCACCAACCGCGUCUCCGGCAUCCCCACCGGCGGCGGCCACACUGUCGCGGCCGGGGACGACGAUGCCGAAUCGCAGCAGCAGCAACAUGGAGUGAGGGUGGUGACACUCGCCGGGACAAACACCGGAGCCACCAUGCGGGGCCGCUUGGACGAUCAAGACCGCAAUGCGAGGCCCCAUCACCAUUACUACUCUUCCCUCAACAAGGGCAAGGGAAAGAGCGACGAGGCGAGCAAUGCUAAUGAUUUGAAGGAUGCGGCGGAGGAAGACGACGACGAGGAGGAGGGUGUUGGGACUUACGUGAACAGCAACUUCCAGGCCGUGAAUAACUCCAUCAUGUUCGACAGCCACUACAACACCAACGACCCCGGCGUCCAUAUGGACAUCUCCGACCACCACCACCCCCGCCACCUUCCACUGCACCGCGGCGGUGACAGGCUUGGAAACAGGAGGGGGAAGAAGAACAUUGUGGACGGUGGUGACGAGGAACGCUUCAGAAGUCGUCGUCAUGAGCGAGGAUCUGAUGACGACGACGGAUUCUUCUGAUUCAUCACUAUAUCCACCUGCGGGAAUGGUAAUAAUUAUAAAGCAUCAGCCUUCCAAACUGCGGUCUAUAUAUCUAGUUACUCCAAUUGCUUGCGUUCUACGGUUGGUAAUAAUCCGAUCAGUUUCAUGAUCGAUAUGCAGGCAUAGCUCGAUAUCGAUACCUUUGCUAUAUGUACUUUGAUUCUGCUGCCGUGUAAUAUUUACAAUGA